AUGGUCUUUGGUGGACAGGACGCGUGGCGAAAGCACCCGAUGCUGACGGGCUGCUACAAGCGACCCUUCCCCGGCCUAGGUAUUGCAUUGGGUCUCUUUGCGGGCUACUGCGUACUGGAUGGGACGAUCAAGUUUGCAACAGCUCCUACGAAAGAUUUAUACGCCCCGGGAACGUUCAAGUUCGAGGCUCAGGGCGAAGACGAUGAAUAGUGGAGCGUGCUAGUAACCGAGGGCCCGCGGUAGCAUGACGCUAUCUAUCGUAGGGGAAUAUCGAGGGGGCUGUUCUGCGUGCCCGACCCUACUUUGGGGGGGCGUUUGAUUUUGUGAGGGUGGCCCGACCGCCGUUGUUUGGGAUUUUUUUUUUUUCUGUGUAAUUCGGUUCUUGUUUGCGUGUGUCCCAGCUGUAGACUACGGGGUUGACGGUGGGACGGGGACGGCAAGCAUUUUCGGUUGUUCAGUCUAGCGCGGCCAGAUAUCCGAUACUUUUCAACCGGUUGCAGCGUAGCGGUAGUCGUUCAAAUACGCCGCCGGAGCGAGUGGAAGAUGUUUGCAGGAGUUGUGAUGUUCCCGAUACGCAUGGAACUCGAUGAUACACACCCCUGGGCAUGAUGUUCGGGGUUGCUCGUGGGGAGUACAUGGUCGAUCGACGUAUACACGGCCGAACAGCCCAAUCAACGGGUAUGAACUCUGGAUGGACGGGCAUCGAAGCUGUAUCUGCCAAACUGCUCAAGGAGUGUAUGAUUUCU
Ectocarpus siliculosus is the source of this 746-nucleotide messenger RNA. The record is from the annotation of a GenBank genome assembly. NCBI's taxonomy places the organism in Eukaryota, Phaeophyceae, Ectocarpales, Ectocarpaceae.